AUGCUACCAAGGAACAAGCCUAAGGGGACCCUUCGACGGGUGACCUUCUCGGUAGUCAGCCAACCCCAGGACGGCGGUUGCUAUGACAGUGGCCUGGAGGACUCAGAGACGCCGAGCAGCAAGAGUUCGUCUGGGCCGCGGCUGGGUGCCCUGCCGCUGCCGGAGGAAGGCUAUGAGAGGACCACGCCGGAGGGCAGUGUGGGGGAGGAGGAGCAUCUGGAAAAUGAUGCCAGACAGCUGCCAGACGUAGCUCUGACAGGAAAGUGCACCAGGGAGUGUGAUGAAUUCGGCCACUCUGACACCUGUUGGAUGCCCGUCCGCCCCUCACCCCGCCAACGUCACGGCAGCGACCCCCCACGGCUCUCCACCUUCGCCCCGGGAGAUGAUAACAACAAUCUCCGUGGCCACGACCAUGAGAGUGACAGCGAGAGUGCCGGCAGCGCAGGGAGCUCGGAACCCGGCGUUGUCGUCAGCGGAGAAGGUCAGAGAUUACCCAUGGCCAACGGGGAUCCUCUCGGCACCCUGGGUGGUGGAGACCGCAACAGGAACAUGGGCGAUCACAACCGUAACCUUCUGAACCGCAAGAUGACCUCAGCAUCCUACGACACAUUUAGCAGCGCAGGCUUCGGGAGGCGCCAGCCGGAGGAGGAAGGAAGAGAAGGCCAGAACCCACCUGAGGUGAUACCACUGACGCGGACAGGAGGUGACUACAAGACCACGUCCUGUCUCACACUGUCACGCCGCGAGGUCUACCUGUGACAGCCUGGCAUCGGAGCACAACUCCUUGCUCUGAAAGAGAGGGAGGGUUGAAACUUUACUGGAGGGCCUUUUAAACCUGUGAAGAUGUGAAAAUGUCAAGGAAGAUGUUUUCCAAAAGCUGUGCAUCAAAUCGGAACUUUUGGAUUCUGACUAAUAUUUAUAGGCACUUAAACUUUAGCAAGUGAUGGAUAAACCCUUCAGCGUGCUCUGACCACAAGAACUUUCUAAAAAAAAUUUAAAAAGUGUUUUUUUAAAACUACUAGCAAGAGUUGCCCCCAGGCAAAGUUCUUAUUAUGUCCUUGUGGAGGACAGCUUCAUCUUCUCUUCUUACCUGACUCUAAAGCAUGCCUGACCCUCUGCCACAGAGGGAUGAGUGUGAAGAAGAGGGAGACUAAUACUGAAUAAAUCCUGAUGUUGUAAAUGCACAUUAAAAACUUUCUCUGAGGCUAUAGCGGAACAGAUUUGGACUCAACUGAUGAACCAUCUCCUGAAAAAACCACUGAGGUCUUAAAAUCAAUGAAAAGAGGUAGCAGGUCUUUGAUACUUGGAUCAAUUCAAACCAGUCACACUUUUUAAUGCCUAAUCAACUCUAUCGUAACCCAAGACAGGAAUAUUAACCAAUGAAACUCGUAAAACCGUGAGUCAUAAACUGAGUACCAACGAAAAUGUGGUCGCUGUACAGUUACUUGAAAAAAAAAUGAUUCAGUAGAAACUGCAACUUUUUUUACAUUUAUCAAAUGUAACCAUUUAGAAUUCAAGGUUCUCACAGUAGUGCCACAGUUUGUCUGGCUCAUGUGAAAAAAUGUGUUAAUUAUUUUUGCCUUCACAUCCAGUAUGUAUAUAUCGUAUGUGUGUAUUUGAUUAAAAAAAAGACUGCAGCGUCCUCUCUGCCGCUGCUGUCCGCCAUUUCAGAGUGGACUGACACGCUGGGUCCUCGACGCCUCCAGCGUCUCCGAACAGUGUCCAUGUAUCAUAAAUUGUUCUUUCAGACACAUGCGCACGCACACGUACGCAUGCACGCACUGACACAUACAGACGUUAGCAUGUGAACACAGACUCAAUCAAUGCAUUUACAGAAUGUGAACAUGCAUCGCGCCACAGUUUUUAUGUGAGACUCAGUGGCAGUGUAACAUAAAGUAUAUAAUAACUUUGCAUUAAGUUUCAUACAGAACAACAUGAUACACACACACACACAUGCACACACACACAGCAUAUUUACACAUAAGUAGAAACACAAACCAUAUUAAGAAGUGUGCAAUGCGCAAAAUUCAUAUGCACUAUGUGUGUAUGUCUUAAUUAUCAUUUUUUAUCAUAUUUCCUCUCAUUGAACUAGUUGUAGCAUUUUGCCUGCUCUUCUCCAGCCAGUAUUUAAACAUGAAAUGUAUUUAAAUAAUUACUCAUCUCUCUGACUGAUGUCUGAGGCUUCAUCAAAGGGAAUUUCAAUGACAUCUACUGUAUGUAUUGAUAAAUAAUGUAGGGGAAAAUGAGAUACUCUGCAUACUGUAAGUAGGACUCAUAGAAAAACCAAAAUUUCUGUAGUUUCUGUAAGAAAAAAAAAUGGAAAAAGAAAAGACUGCAUGAAAGAAAGAUAAAGCUAACUUCUUUUCUCUCUUUUUUAAAACCACACGCCUUUUUGGAUACCAUGCCUAUUUGGAUACAUCUGUACUCUAAAUGCGUGUGCUCACGGGGAAAUGGGAGAUAAUGAUGGCAGCGUAGGGAGUCAGCUGCAGCGGAUUAGACUAUUGCUUCUUUAUCGCGACUCAAGCGAGUUUGGGCUAACCUUGGGCCUUUCCUCUCAGUUUCUGCAGCCCAGAGUUGGCACGAAGGGUGCCGCAGGCUGCACCAGAAAAAGAACACAAUGCAGUGAGAGUGCAGAGUGCCUGCGACCCUUUUCACCGCACAGUGCCGACCUCAACACGCCCAUACUGCUGUGCUGAACCGUGCCGAUAACAAACUCCUUCACAUUUGUCCUCUCCAGCAGCUACUGCACGACUCCAGACACACUCUGCUGCACUUGGGCUGACGAGUGGGUGUGGAUGAAGGCCUUAGAUCUUAAUUCUCAUCAUCAGUGUGUGGUUCGGUGGUGUGAUAGGGAUAAUAGGGUUAGGUCGUCCCUGCGGUCUUAAUGAGUUUCCUUUCACCGCUCUCCUCCUCCCUUGAUGUGCGCAGAUCUCAUUAACGUUUGGAUUGGCGUAUGUGUAACACUGCUGGAAAUUGUGAGCGAGUGUGACUCUUCAUUUUUCGGGCUGUUUUGGACGAGACUAGGCGAAAGGGACGUUCUUGUUUAAGUACAACUUAGUUCAUGAGAACCCUGUAGAGCUCAGAGUCAGAAAGAAGAAUAACACUCAGGUAAGAUGCACAAUAGUGUUUAACCUUUUAACUACUUGUGGUCGCAGCUUGACCGUGCCCUCACUCGUGUGCGGAAACAGUAUCGUGACUUCUGCUUUGAUUUUUCAGUACGAUUCGGGCUGAGAAAUGGGUAAUUUACUUGUGUGAUUGCACUUAUACCUGAACAAUUCUUCAACUUUACAACUCUGUAGCUUGUUCUGGGUCACUGCUGCACUUACUCCCUGAGCCUUCGUUACCCCUAAUUCCCCAACAUGGCUGUUUACUGAGCUCUGCUAUCAAUGGACUGUGCUAAAGAUGAAAUGAAAUAUAUGGAGUUACUGCUUAUGUCUGUGAAAACAAUCAGAACACCCUGCAGGGUACAAACACUGAGGCAGGUGAGCACUCUCUGGGAACAACGUGUCUUAACCCCUUGGACGCUACACAAAAGUCUUGAAGAACUUGUGUCCCAGUUUGUGAUUUGCAGACAGAGACUCUGGACACGGCCUCGCCUCAUCACACUGGCGGAUAUUUUCCUCAAAACUGCUGUUUUAUGGCAGCUCCAUUAUGGCACUUUUCAAACCCUCCAGUCUGGAUUUUAAGGGAACUUGCUGUACAUGAAUCUGUGUGGAUGUGUAUCUUUUUUUUUAUACUGCACGUUUAAAAAAACAUGAAUAUGUUUCAAUCUACUGCAAAACAGAGGGGAGAACGACAGAGUUAGUACGUCUGAGACCCAUCACCCACUUCUCUAGACUUUUUUUAAAAACGGACGCCUAGGUGGACAUCACGUACCUGUCUUCCCCCUCAUGCUGUUAUCCUUAUAGCCAUGUACAGAUAAAAAUUACACUGUAGAACAUACAACUCGAAUCCAUAACAGACAAUGGCAUGCUUAAGGUCUUAAAAUCUGCACUUGAGAUACAAAAAAAAUGAGAAAAAAAAUGUUAUUUUUUAUUGUUCCUCUUUCCUCUGUUUUCUUUUCUUAUGGGGCUGGCUCUGUUUCUUUUGCUGCUCCAUUCCUGUAAUUACAUAACGAACUAAUUGCAUUUGCUAUGAGGAGGAGGAAGAGGAGCUGUCGACGAAUGGUUUGGUAUGAAGAUGAAUCAUGUAAAAGUUUGACUUUGACAUUAAAAACU
Molecule: messenger RNA, 4217 nt
Organism: Paralichthys olivaceus (Japanese flounder)
Lineage: Eukaryota; Metazoa; Chordata; Actinopteri; Pleuronectiformes; Paralichthyidae
Source: RefSeq, a predicted model, not a curated record